CCUCCCUCCCCCACCCCCAGCGCGCGCAUCAGCUGGCGGGGGGCGGGGGGAAGGGAAACAAUGCUUCCCCUCCAAGGCCGCGCGCGCUGGGGAGGCUGCCGGCGUUCGCUCCGCUCUGGAAGGCUCCACCCUUGUGACGGGAGCCUCAGGGCUGAGUCAGGGGGGACCCUUCGUAGGAGCAUCGGGUUUAAAAUGAAUCUCAAUCAGGGGUCCUCCGGAUGCAAGUCCCAGGAUUGAGCGGGCUGACUGGGAAUUAUGGAGAUUGUAGUAGAUUACUGUAAUGCAACAUAUCGGGAGGCACAAGGUUGGGGCAAGAGUGUAUCAGUGGCCAAACAGGUUCCAGGCACCAAAUUUAUCUGCCCUUCAUCUCUGUUGGACCCCAGGUGGGCACUUCAAAUUUGGCAGAUGUGGGCGCCAUUCUGAGAUACUGAUGGUGACUCUUCAGAAACAAGUCCAUGAAACAUUUUGUUUGAACCAAAGGUAGAACAAUCAGUAGCAGAGAGAAUUGAUGAACUCUCCCAAAAGAUGGAGACCUUCAGAGAUAAAACUGUAGAUGAAUUGAAAGAACUUCAGGAAAACUCGGAAGAGAUUGAACGGUUGGCAUUGGAGUCGGAUGAGGUCCAGAAUGUACAGUUGCAAAGGGAGAUGGCUCUGGCCACAAACCGUAGUCUCGCGGAGCAAAACCUGAAGUUCCAGGAGCCCUUGGAAACAGGGCGCGCAAACCUCUCCGACAGAUAUCAAGAUCUGCAAAAACUGAUAGAGAGAUGCCAGGAGCAGAAAUCAAAGCUGGAGCAAUUCUCAGCAGCAACAAACCCUGAUACCCUGUUAAAUCUUCUGAAGGUGGAAGGACUCAAAAUCGAAGAAGAAUCUGAGAUGAUGGCUGAAAAGUUCCUGGAGGGGGAGGUGCCUUUGGAGACAUUUCUUGAGCAGUUUUCUACCAUGAGGAAAUUAUCUCAUUUACGACGUGUAAAAGUGGAAAAACUUCAAGAAGUGCUGCAAAAAUCUCAGUCCUUGCCGGAGCCAGCAAAUGAUAAUGAAUUUAACCACCAGUCUCCUUCCCACAUAUCUUCUGGACCUAUAAAUCAGCAGCCACAGAAACGUUCAGUUGGGGAACCAGCCUUUCCUUUACCUUAUGGUCUAUCUCCUUGUGUUCCAACAGGCCCUUCAGCUUAUGGGGCUCUCCAGCCAGGCCCCUUUGGAGGAGGACCAGUUACAGUGGGACACGUUGCCUCCUCUCAACCAAGUGCCCAGCCCCCAUUUCCAUAUAGACCACCCUCAGGUCCUGGAUACCCAUCUGUUCCUCCAAGUAAUCCCGUACCCCAGCCUCAGACAGGUGACCUGGCUUCAUCCAGGUACUCUUGGUCUCCAUCCAGAACAUCGUCUUCUGGGCCAGGGUAUCCACAGCCUUCUCUCAGGGCUCCAUCAGUAGCACCAGGAUUUCCUCAGUCUAUGCAGCCUCCCUAUUUUCCAUCAGGAGGAAGGCCACAAUGUCCUUAUCCCACUCAACCUUCAGUGGCUGGCUUCCCUGUUCCCUCCCAGCCUCCAUAUCCUCCAGGUCCAGGUCCAUCUUUUGGGUAUCAGCCACCACCUCUUCCCCCUCGGGGCCAUACUUGGUCUGGAUAUUAGACCAGCUUUCCAGGCAGUAUUUUACAUGGUAGCUGAUGAAAUGAUGUCUUGCUAGCUAAUGAGCCCCAAGAUGAAAAUAUGGGAGGGUCAUCCUGAGAAACAUACUAUACAUAAGCAUUACACUGAUGGAAUAAAUGAUGGAAUAAUACUGUUAAGAGCUGCAAAGGAAGGCCGCCGUUUGGUGGUUCUGCUUGUAAGUUUAGUGAUGGUAGGCAGCCUUAAUGGAAUCAGUAUUGACCAAACAUUCAGUUCAAGCCAUAGUAUAAAAUACAUACAAAGACCCAGAGCUCUUAUCAGGGCACUGUGCUUGCUAAGCUCUUUAAGGAAGACUUAAUUGACAGCAACCUGGAUCUGGUUUUGUGUAGGGACGUGUGUAUGCGUGUGUGUGUGUGUGUGUAGUUUUCUAAUUUAGUAUAUUAGAAUAUAUUAAAAAGUUCUAUAAGCCUAUAUUCCUACAAAGAAUCUGAUGGAGAAAUCAGUAAAGCCUUUCUGAUGUAAAACAUGCUUUCUAAAGAAGAAGUCUAAGGUUUUCUUGGCAUUAGGAAAUACCUCCUUGACAGUAAUGGUAUGUUUGCUAACUGCACAAAGAAAGAAAGGAAAGGAAAAGAAAGAAAAAGAAAAAGUCUUCACCUACUAGUAGCUACAGCAGAUUACCAAACAUUUGCUGCUGGAUGUUCCCAUAUGGAAGCUUUGGAGAACCCUUGUCAAUCUAAGGGAGCAUGUUUCUUCAUAGAACUGCGUUAACAAUGGAUGAGGUCAGCACCAAAAGCCAAAACUAGUCUGCUCCGUUAUGCUCACCGUCCACCCAUUUUGCAAUUUGUGGCGAGAGCUUCCACAGAGUCCACAAGGUGCUCCUCUCAUCCCACACUGCAAUCUGCCAUUGAUUGGAUUCUCAUCUUUCUUCUGUAACACUUAAGUAACUUUGCACUUUCUUGAUUUCAUACCAUCAAGCAAGACUUGCCAUGACUUCUUCAGUCCAUAUGCUACCCUUUGAAUAAUUGCUCUGAUUUUGUUUGACCUAAGGAACUUGUGAUCUUGGCAAUGCUUGGCAGUUGGCUAGCAUUAUAGACUAAUAGAAAGCCAAAUCACUAUGCAUUUUUUAUAUUGGGGAAUAAAUGAAGUAAUGUCCUACCUACAUUAUUAAGUGUGACAACCUUCUCAGGAAUUUGGAUUUGUAGCUUCCAUCAUAUCCAGAUCCUUUUCUUUAAUAAUCUUUUAAUUUUACAGAGAAUGUAGGAAACAGGCAUUUCCCUUGUUUUUGCUCAUUGUUCCACUUCGGUUGAGAAGAAGAAACACUGGCUGUCAAUUAAUAGAAUGCAAGAGAUGUAAUGGAAAACAAAAUAGUUUUGCUAAGCACUUUAUCCUCUUGCUUGUCUGUAAUUUAUUUUUUAAAAACAAACAAUAGAUUUGACUGACUUUCAGACUUGAUGGAAACAAUUGCAUAUAUGUAAUUGAUUAGGGUAAUAAAAUUUGAUGAACUGCUUAAAA
This is a messenger RNA of Pantherophis guttatus, 3114 nucleotides long. RefSeq names its product VPS37C subunit of ESCRT-I (gene VPS37C). Gene Ontology annotation, biological process: ubiquitin-dependent protein catabolic process via the multivesicular body sorting pathway; protein targeting to vacuole; protein targeting to membrane. Gene Ontology annotation, cellular component: ESCRT I complex. The record is from RefSeq and is a predicted model, not a curated record. Lineage: Eukaryota; Metazoa; Chordata; Lepidosauria; Squamata; Colubridae.